AUGAGCGUGAGCAAGAUUGAGGAUUUCGACAGGGCUUGCACUGCCAUACAGAACGCAUUUCGUGAAGAACCAAGUUACUGGUAUCUGGCUUGCAAAUUACAAGACAAACCACUGGAUAUAGCAAUCGGUUCGCCAAACACCGUGGACUUGCUGACUCGUGAAUUCUUCACCCACUACCACGACCAUGGCGCUCAAAUCAUGCAAGCAGGCGAUUAUGCGACGAUCGCCAUUUGGACGUCUCCAUCGGUGUCUGUUCCAAUGGCUCGGACUUCCGACGAAGCUUUCAACAAGAUCUUCUUCGACACCUCGUUGGAGAUCAAGCAUAAAGUGAUCCCCCAAGGGAUGCAAUACUAUUACUUGUUCAUGAUUGGGAAAGAUCCAGAAUCGCCGGUGAAGGGGAGCGUGAGAGCAAUGUUUGAUCACUACACAGAAAGAGCUAACAAGGAAAACGUAGCAUUGGUAUUAGAGGCAAUCAGUGAGCACGCCAGAGACGUCUAUGCACAUUUCGGUUUUGUUAACUACAAUACUUUCAAAUAUGGUGUAGGCGAAGUCAAUAAUAAAGGUCAAUUGGAUUCCAACGGGGACGGUCAUACAGGGUACCUGAUGGUAUACUUGCCAACCGCCACAUCGACUUGA
Messenger RNA from Maudiozyma barnettii, 636 nucleotides. RefSeq lists its product as uncharacterized. The coding region runs from base 1 to 636 and encodes 211 amino acids. The transcript has a single exon. Lineage: Eukaryota; Fungi; Ascomycota; Saccharomycetes; Saccharomycetales; Saccharomycetaceae. The record is from RefSeq and is a predicted model, not a curated record.